AUGAAGUUCGAUAGUGAUGAUAGUGCUUAUGAAUUUUAUAAAGCAUAUGCCCAUAGUAUUGGUUUCAGUGUAAGGAAGGACUAUAUAAAGCGAAAUCAAGUCGGGCAAGUGAAGAGAAGAAUAUUUUGCUGUUCUAAAGAAGGUGAAAAAGGGUUUGAUAAAAGGCGUGAGUAUGUGGCUUUUGAGCGACCAAUUUCAAGAAUUGGAUGUUUGGCACAUAUGACAUGCCAACUAAAAAAUGAUGGCUUGCUAGAGGUUGUUUCUUUUGAAGGAGAUCAUAACCAUGAACUUGCUCCCACUCCCAUGAAGCACAUGUUGAGAUCCAACAGGAAGAUAAGUUAUGCUCAGAAGGCUAUUGCAGAUGAUGCUGAGAGAGCUGGGUUACCAAUCAAAGCAACUAUUGAUUUACUAGCAAUUCAGAAUGGAGGUCGUGAAAACAACGGGUUUCUAGAUUCAGACUAUAGAAACUAUAUUGCUACCCAAAGAAAGGCUACAAUGAUAAAGGGAGAUGGUCCGGCAAUUAUGGAUUAUUUUAGUAAAGCACAAUCAGCCGAUCCAUCAUUUUUUUAUUCGGUGCAACUUGAUGAUGAUGAUUUUAUCAUGAAUAUGUUCUGGGUUGAUGGUAGGUCAAUCAUUGACUACAAGUACUUUGGAGAUGUUCUAUGCUUUGAUACCACUUAUAGAACUAAUGAAUAUGGUCGACCAUUUGCUCCAUUUGUUGGAGUCAAUCAUCUGAAGCAAACAGUAAUUUUUGGGGCAGCAUUACUCUAUGAUGAAACAAUCACUUCCUUCAAGUGGUUGUUUGAAGCAUUUUUGGGUGCAAUGGAUGGAAAGCAACCUAAGACCAUUUUGACAGAUCAAUCAGCUGCAAUGGCCAAAGCAAUCGAAGAGGUAUUUACUGAAACUCAUCAUCGUUUAUGUGUUUGGCAUAUUUAUCAAAAUGCUGCUAAGCACUUGAGCCAUGUGUUUCACGGAUCCGACCAAUUCUCUAGUGAUUUUAGUUCAUGUAUAUAUGAUGGUGAAGAUGAAGAUGAAUGGCUUAAAGGUUGGGAUGAUAUGCUUAACAAGUAUGGUCUGCUGAACAAUGAAUGGUUGCAAGGUAUAUUUUCAAUAAAAGAAAAGUGGGCUAUGGUUUAUGGACGUCAUAUGUUUACUGCUGAUAUGAAAAGUACACAGCGUAGUGAAUCAAUUAACAGUGUGCUAAAAAAGUAUCUGAAGCCGAAGCACAAUAUGGUUACUUUUUUUUACCAUUAUAACAAGUUGGUAGAAGAUAGAAGGUACCAAGAGUUGCUUGCAGAGUUCAAAAUGAGGGACACCCGCCCUGUGUUAAAAACUGACGUUGAGAUGUUGAGGCAUGCAUCAGAAGUGUACACUCCUAAAUUCUUUAAGUUGUUCGAAGAAGAAUAUAUGAAAGUUUGGGAUUGUACGAUUGAUAAGAUCAGCAAAACUGAAGGUCGGGUGGAAUAUAAAGUGAAAUAUGAUGGUAGAGGUGCAGGGCAUCGUGUAUGGUUUGAGUCUUCAUCACAAGCAGUUGAAUGUAGUUGCAUGAAGUUUGAGUUUGUGGGGAUUUUAUGUGCUCAUGCUUUGAAAGUUAUUGACAAGAAAAAUAUAAAGCACAUCCCACAGCAAUAUAUAUCAAAGAGAUGGACAAAGGAUGCAAAAGAUGGGGAUUUGAGAAGUUCAGUUCGAGUGGAGGGAAGUUCUGAGAAACUCACAGGGAAGCGUUACUUCAAUAUGCAUUAUAAUUUUCGAGAGAUAUCUGCACUGGCAGCUGAGAGCGACAGAAUGUAUGAGCAUGCAAGUGAAGUUUUUUCAAAUUUGCUGAAGGAUUUGCAGGAAAUGAAGAAGUGCUCAAAUGGUGGAACUUCUAAUGAGAUAUUAUGUUCUAAUAAUGAAGAAGAGUAUCCAAGUGUAGCCGGAGUUAAAUCAAAAGCUACUAUUGGACGACCAAAAGGAAGAAUUAGAGGUGCAUUAGAGCGACAAAAAAGUCACAAAGUUCAAUCAAAAUCAAAGGGUAAGAAGGUGAAAGCUAGUUCUUCUCGACAAGUAGAAAGCAGUAUUGAAGUGCAAAUACAGAAUAAUCAGGUGAUGAACAAUGAUCAAUUUCAAAGAUCAAUUAUUAGUUCAGCUGGAGAAAACUUGGAAUCUACACCUUGUGUAAGCAAUAUAUCAUUCAAACAAUUGUUACAGGACAUAUCAAAUCCACACAUAUACGAUCCUGAACACUGA
Messenger RNA from Linum trigynum, 2229 nucleotides. NCBI's taxonomy places the organism in Eukaryota, Viridiplantae, Streptophyta, Magnoliopsida, Malpighiales, Linaceae. The record is from the annotation of a GenBank genome assembly.